Messenger RNA from Anastrepha ludens (Mexican fruit fly), 3566 nucleotides. RefSeq names its product G patch domain-containing protein 1 homolog. NCBI's taxonomy places the organism in Eukaryota, Metazoa, Arthropoda, Insecta, Diptera, Tephritidae. The transcript has 3 exons. Gene Ontology annotation, cellular component: nucleus. Gene Ontology annotation, molecular function: RNA binding. The record is from RefSeq and is a predicted model, not a curated record. Gene Ontology annotation, biological process: mRNA processing. The coding region runs from base 140 to 3463 and encodes 1107 amino acids.
AAGCAGUGCAUUCACCUAAAUGCUGUCAAAGAAUAUUUACAUUACUCUCAUAUAAACUAUUAUUUCGCGUAUUGAAAUGGGACCUGACAUCUGUUAAAGUUUCGUGACGAGUCAAGCAGCCGUAAUUGAAGACAAGAGAAUGUAUGACGAAGCUGGGCUUCACCGUUUUGGCACAACUUUGCCUCAACUUGAUGAGGAUACUGUUCCAUCCAAAAAACCAAUACGAUUGGAAGAUCAAAUUGUAACCGACGAAAAUGGAAAACGCCGAUUCCAUGGCGCCUUUACUGGUGGCUUUAGCGCCGGCUACUGGAAUACGGUGGGCUCGCAAGAAGGCUGGACACCGGCAACGUUUAAGAGUUCGCGCAGUGAAAAAGCGGCAAAUCGGUUACAGCAGCGUCCAGACGAUUUUAUGGACGAUGAAGAUCGUGGAGAAUUCGGUAUUGCUCCACAGCGCUUACAAACUCGAUCGGAGUAUACUUCAUUUGAGCCAGAGGAGACUCGAAAGCGCAAGUUAAUGGCACCGUCCAGUGGGUCUAUACCUGGUAAACCGGUGUUGGAGCAGUUACUUGCACCGCGUAAUAUUAAAAUAGGUGAACGCAUAUUGAAAAGCAUGGGAUGGCGACCAGGUCAAGGUAUUGGGCCACGGCAAACCCUCAAAGAAAAGAAAAUGACACGCUCCCGAAAUCACCGUGAAAUGUAUGUAAUGAAACAGUACGGCUAUCAACCGAAAGCGCCAAUUUCGGAGGCUCUAGGGCACUCCGACGAUGCAAGCGGUGAAGAAGAAAGUUCUGAUGAAGAACUUGAUAAAAUAACCUUUGCUCCAGAUGACUAUGAGCCGUAUGUAUGUAUAGCAAAAAAAGAUCGUUUCGGCCUGAAUUACCAGGGAGGUUUAAGUCGAGAUCCCGUGCUUUCAAAUGCUCCAGCAGCAGCUACGAGCAAUAGACACAUAAAUCUCUUCGAACCAGCAUUGGAGGCGAUGGGUAAAAAUAAUAAGAAAAUAUCCUUUAAAGGGCAAGCUUUUGGCGUCGGUGCGUUGGAGGAAGAAGAUGAAGAUAUAUAUGCUAGAGACGAUAUGUCCCGCUAUGAUUUCUCGUUAGAUGAUCAUAAGACUAAGAAAAGGAAAGUGAUAAAUGAACAGGAUCAACUGAUUGUUGAAGGAUUUCUAGCAAGUAAGAUUCCACUAAAAAUAAAGAAACCAGAAAAUCCAUUAGUACCAGAAUCUUUCAUACCACGUAAUUGGUUGGAAAGAAGAAGCCGUUUCCAACCAAUAGAUGCGAAAAAAGCUGAAGAACUUGAAUCAUAUUUCAAAAAAGUAGAAUUGUCCAAAAACAGACUGAAUCCAGAUGAACGGUCUGAGUUACUUGGAGAGACACAAUCAAUGGAAGAAAAUCCUACUACCAGCACGUGCGUUCGACAGGAGCAAGCCCAGAAACAAACUCAGCCAAAAAUUGACUUUAACCCACUUCAAGAGAAUAAGACAGCGCGCGUUGGAGUUGGGGUUGAAAUUUUGCCUGAAAAAGCGAGACUCAUGUUGGAGCGUCUAGAACAGAAAAAUCGAUUUACGCGCGCUAGCGACAACAUGCCUGAUAGAAGCGAUGAUUUAAAAGAAGUGAUGAAGCAAGUCUACGAUGAGUCAAAAAAGUCCGAUACCACAUCAACCAUGUUUAAACCAUUUCUUCAUGAUGAGCAAAAACAACGACGUUACGAGGAAUUUCUAUUGGCCAAAGUGAAAACCGAAGAAGAAAUUACAUGUUUUUUGAAUAAAAUACAGCCAGUGCAUUUGAGCGGAUGGGAUCGAGAAAUGGAGAAGAAGGAGUUUAUACAGGCGAGCAAAAUCUUUAAGCCACUCGAUGGGCUGAUGUCGGAACGUUUCGUUUCGGAGGCAAACAUUCAAGCAGAGCACAAACCAUCAGAAAUAUCCCAGACUUGCAGCUUCACACCGAAAAAAAUUACUGUUGAGCGCUCCAGAUCAAUGUGGAAGCCCCAUCCCCUACUAUGCAAACGAUACAACAUAGCUGAACCGUAUGGCGGCCAUAUCGAGGAAGAAAAACGACCCGCCUCGUCGGCAAAGAUUUCCGUUUUCGAUUAUUUGGAAGAUUGUUUGCAUAAAAAGUCUGAAUUCAAAACACCAGUUAUCGUACCAGUAAAAAUACCUCAGAUCCAGCCCAUACUGAAGCAGACAAGCUGCAAAGCGGAAAGUGAACCAGCUAAUAGCGGUAAAUCAAUAACUUCGGUUUCCACAGGCUAUGCUUCGACUACGGCUACGCGUAAUCUGAGCUCCUCUGAGUCAUCAGCUACUUCUACAGUUGUUGAAGACCAGUUGAAAAGCAAGCAUGCGAGUCCAAGGCUACAAAAAGUUGACAGUUUAAAAGUAGGGCGUACAAGUGCCAAAACAGAUUUAGAAAAGCUUGCCGAAGAAUCUAUUUCAAAACCACCUAGCGAAAAGUUGGAGCUAUACAAAGCUAUAUUUGAAGACAGCAGUGAUGAAGAGACUGUAACCAGCAAAGAAGAAGCAAAUGCCAAUAAUUUCCCACUGAAAAAAGAUUUAUUCGGAAAACCAAAUGAAAAUAAUCAGUCGCUGCCGCUGUCUCUCAGUGGAGAUUGUGUAAACGUUUUGCGUAACACAUCCCCGCCCCGUGGCAUCUUUAGUGCAUUGCUAUCUACGAAGGGAGAACAAAAAUUGGCACGCAACUCCACAGAAUCAUUUGAUGUAGGCUGUAACAUAGAUUUAGAAGUUAGCCACGGAGAUAUCGGACAUGCAAAGCCUGCAUUAAUACCUGCUUCUGCGGAAUCUGUAAGAGAACACAAAAUCGAAUUUAAACAGCCAACAGGUAGCUCUUCGAAAAUAUCGUUGAAUACGUAUUCAACAGCGUCCUCAAAUCCAUCAAACGACGAAGUAUUUAGGAAAACAUCACUAAAAAUAGGAGAUCCUUCUUUUUUGAAUUUUACAAAAGAAGAAAGUUCUCCCCCAUCAAAUAUUGAUAAAGGAAAAUUGCCGAAGACAAAGACAAGAGGUGAUCGACUGGCUGAUGGGGGUAGAACAUAUGGUCCAACUGCUGGAUCUCUCGAUGUACCUAGCACUUCGUCAGGCUUAGAAUCAGCAGCUUAUGGUCCAGCACUGCCCUAUCACAUACGAACGCCCAUCACUAGUGAACCUGUGAACGAGUUGAAUAAGGUUGUUGAAGAAAAAAUGCUUCGUUUUCUGGGUCAACAGACCAGAAAUUCCAAAAACGUCAGAGAUGAAGAGUGGGUGGAGAAGAAAGUUCGUAAGAUAUUAAAAAAUAAAACGCUACCCAGAAGUAGUAGCAGUAGCACCGUCGAUAAGAGUUCCGAUGAAGAUAAUGAAAGUCGAAAAGAAGUAAUGAAGAAGAAAAGUAAAAAGAAUAAAAGUCACAAGAAAACAAAGAAAAAGUCUAAGGAGAAGAAGUCCAAGAAAACUAAGAAAAAUAAAGAUAAACACUAGGUUGCGAAUGUAAAUAUAUUAUAUUUAUAGAUAUAGAGAUUGUGACAUCGCAUUACUCAAAAAGGAUUAUUUCAAAUAACGGCAAUAAAUGUAAAUUCAUGAA